UGGCGCUGUGAGGAAUGGUUCCACGGAAGAGGAUGCGUCUUCGCUGACGGCUCUAUUAGCUAGCUAACUAAUACCAACAACAUUGAACAGUGUUGAGAAAUCACGACUCACUUAUGUCGUAUGUGCAGAACAAAUGUUCCAAGCUUGUCAUACAUUCGUUUUUUUAUUGCCUGCCCUCAAGACGCUAGACUCAAGCCUGAAUACAAGCUGGCGAGCUCUAUUGUGCAUGUUUUCAAACACUGUGCGGAAGUGUCUGUGAACAAGUUGCUAUACAGAGAGAUUUGUGAUGUAGCAACCAGUAAGUGGGAGCUGGCAACAAUCGAACCAUGGAAGAUGAUUCCCCAACCCUGAAACCCAGGCGCAUCCAGAACCAGAAUGUAGUCCAUCGACUGGAGCGGCGGCGGAUCUUCUCUGGACGGGCUGGAGCCCACUGGUACCGCGUGCGCUGCUUCCACCAGAACCUUUUCCCCAACUUCACUGUGGUCAACGUAGAGAAGCCUCCCUGCUUCCUCCGCAAGUUCUCCCCAGAUGGACGCUGCUUCAUAGCCUUCUCCUCUGACCAGACCUCCCUGGAGAUCUAUGAGUACCAGGGCUGCCAGGCGGCUGAGGAUCUGCUGCUGGGGCAGGAUGGGGAGACCCUGGCCAAUGGCAAUGACCAACGCUCCCUCAACAUCCGCGGCCGCCUCUUUGAACGCUUUUUUUCAUUACUGCACGUCACUAAUGUGGCCUCCAAUGGAGAGCACCUGAACCGAGAGUGCAGCCUAUUCACUGAUGACUGUCGCUAUGUGAUCGUGGGCUCAGCGGUCUAUGUGCCCGAGGAGCCCUCUCCACACUUCUUUGAGGUGUACCGCAACAAUGAGUCUGUGACUCCCAACCCCCGCUCUCCGCUGGAGGACUACUCACUGCACAUCAUUGACCUGCACACUGGCCGGCUUUGUGACACCAGGUCCUUCAAGUGCGACAAGAUCAUCCUCUCGCAUAACCAGGGACUCUACCUCUACCGUAACAUACUGGCUGUUCUUUCUGUUCAGCAGCAGACAAUCCAUGUCUUUCAGGUGACAUCAGAGGGGACGUUCCUGGACGUGCGAACCAUUGGUCGGUUCUGCUACGAAGACGACCUCCUCACUCUGUCUGCGGUGUAUACUGAGGCCCGGGCCGAGGGCCAGCCAGGCUUCUCCCGCCUCUACAAGGAGAAGACCAUCAACUCCCUGAAGCACAGACUACUGGUCUACCUGUGGAGACGGGCUGAGCAGGACGGCAGCGCCACCGCCAAGCGACGCUUCUUCCAGUUCUUUGACCAGCUGAGACAGCUGAGGAUGUGGAAGAUGCAGCUACUAGAUGAGCACCACCUCUUCAUCAAAUAUACCAGUGAGGACGUGGUCACCCUGCGAGUCACUGACCCCUCUCAGCCCUCGUUCUUUGUAGUGUACAACAUGGUGAGCACAGAGGUGAUGGCAGUCUUUGAGAACACCUCUGACAAACUGCUGGAGCUGUUUGAGAACUUCUGUGACCUGUUCCGGAACGCCACACUCCACAGUGAAGCUGUUCAGUUCCCCUGCUCUGCCUCCAGCAACAACUUUGCACGGCAGGUCCAGAGAAGGUUCAAAGACACCAUAGUGAAUGCAAAGUAUGGCGGUCACACUGAGGCUGUGAGGAGGCUGCUGGGACAGCUGCCCAUUAGUGCUCAGUCCUACAGCAGCAGCCCCUACCUCGAUCUUUCUCUCUUCAGCUACGACGACAAGUGGGUGUCUGUGAUGGAACGGCCCAAAACAUGUGGAGACCACCCCAUCAGGUUUUACGCUCGGGACUCUGGCUUGCUGAAGUUCAAGAUCCAGGCAGGCCUCCUGGGCCGGCCCAUUAACCAUGCCGUCCGGCGGCUGGUGGCCUUCACAUUCCACCCCUUUGAGCCGUUCGCCAUCUCAGUUCAGAGGACCAACGCUGAGUAUGUGGUGAAUUUCCACAUGCGUCAUGUCUGUGUAUGAGAGGAAAGCAGUGGACUAGACCUGGAGAACUUGGCAUUGUACUGUGUAGAGCAAAAUGCAGUCACUCUGCCUUUUUUCUCCCCCUAGUGUGAGGAACAAAAUAAGACUGGACUGUGGGCGGAACCACUUGAAGUUGAAAUUGGGAGCUUGGGGAUGGGGGAUGGAUUCCUUGCAGGGACCAAAGAUGUUUUUGGCUGGCUCUCAAAAUGUACUUUUUUGGUCACAUUUUAUUCUAUGUAUUUUUAUUUAGCCUUUUUACAUUUGUUUUAUAUUUCAAUAAAAUUAUUUAAAUAUU
Messenger RNA from Oncorhynchus tshawytscha (Chinook salmon), 2277 nucleotides. RefSeq names its product DET1 homolog. Gene Ontology annotation, cellular component: nucleus; cullin-RING ubiquitin ligase complex. Gene Ontology annotation, molecular function: ubiquitin-like ligase-substrate adaptor activity; ubiquitin protein ligase binding. Lineage: Eukaryota; Metazoa; Chordata; Actinopteri; Salmoniformes; Salmonidae. The record is from RefSeq and is a predicted model, not a curated record. Gene Ontology annotation, biological process: positive regulation of proteasomal ubiquitin-dependent protein catabolic process; protein ubiquitination.